Anopheles funestus (African malaria mosquito) is the source of this 3504-nucleotide messenger RNA. RefSeq lists its product as uncharacterized. Gene Ontology annotation, cellular component: SCF ubiquitin ligase complex. The transcript has 5 exons. NCBI's taxonomy places the organism in Eukaryota, Metazoa, Arthropoda, Insecta, Diptera, Culicidae. Gene Ontology annotation, molecular function: protein binding. The coding region runs from base 62 to 3418 and encodes 1118 amino acids. Gene Ontology annotation, biological process: SCF-dependent proteasomal ubiquitin-dependent protein catabolic process. The record is from RefSeq and is a predicted model, not a curated record.
CGCUGCCGGAGCGUUAGGCAAUUCAGUUCUAUUCAGUACAUCGAUAUCAGCUCAUCCGUGCAUGCAUCAAGACGCGAUGGAUUUCGUGUGUCCCGUGAGUGUGUUCUUGCCCGCGGGAAAAACGCCUGCGAAAGAAAAGCGCGAUAAAAUUCUGUCUCGAUCAAAAUCGCUCGAUCAACCGACAACCAGUGUGGCGGUGGCGAAUGGUCUCGGAACAAGCAAUGGAAAGCCGUCCAGUAGUAAUCGUAAAUCCAGCACUGGUAGCAGCACAAAAUCGACCACUUCAUCGUCCGGGUCUUCGAAAAAGAAAACCGAUCCAAAGGUGGAAAUUGAGGAGGAAAAGUGUAAGAGAGACAGCGUUUUCGCGCUCUUCCCAAGCGUGCAGUGGAAACCAACGGUGGAAGAGAAUGUACGAUUGCCGGUGCAGUACAGUGAUUGGAUGGAACCGUUCAGCUGUGAUGGACGGUUUACUGCACGGUACGAUCUGUUGCCAAUGGAGUUGAUCCUGAAAAUCUUUAAACAGCUCAAUGCUAGCGAUCGGUUGGCGGCGAGCGAAAGCUGUCGUCGAUGGUUCGAGGCCGCACACUACUACGAACCGUUUCAGCGUCGGAUGUACUUUAACUUCGAUCGGAUCGAGUUUAACGAUGAGGAUGGGCCAAUUAAAUAUUUCUCAAACCCGAUGAGAACCUACCCGUAUCUCACGUUUACAUUCGUGGAGUUUACCAAGCACAGUGACUUUUGGUUAAAUAAUGGAAUGUACAUACGCGAACUAACGCUGCGCUGUUGUCUGAUACGGAAGAAGAAAUUCAUCACGAUCAUGAAGAAUCUACCCAUGCUCGAACGGCUUGAGCUGAUGCAGUGCGAUGAGUUGUUUAAGCACUGGACGCUUGACUACAGCACGGAUGAACCGAUGUUUCCCUUUACUCUGCCACAUCUUAAACAUCUUUCGCUGGCUGCGUGUGAUUACUACAAUGAGUAUCAUUUUGAACGAUUUAUCGAAGCCGCUCCGGCACUGGAAUCAAUCGAUGUGUCGAACUGCUUCAUCAAUCUGUACCUAUCGCGCCGCAUGACCAUGAUCUCGCGCGUUAUGCGUCUGGUGAGCAAAAACCGCAACUUUAUGAAGGCACUUAACAUUAGUGACAUUCCCUGCUUCGAUGAUGUCGCGUGGCAUCUGCUGGCGGAGAUGAAUGGUCUGUUCCUUACGCACUUUACCGUCACGUACACCGACCGCAUACCGUUGAAGGAUCCGGGAAUUUUGAAGUUCUUCAGCGUACAGACACGUCUCACCCAUCUUGAUCUGACAUCGUCGAUCGGAGUGAAUGAUGUGUGCUUGCAGUUGAUCGUCGAGAGCUGUCCACUGUUGGAAGUGUUGAAGCUGCGCCGCUGCUGGUUACUUUCGGACGAAGGUGUACAGGAUUUGCACACCCUGAAGCAUCUGCGUGUGCUGGACGUAUCGAGCUGUGAGCGUAUCUCCGACUAUGGUAUGCGUGUGGGCAUUAUUGGGAAGCGAGCGCGCCCUGUGGAUGAGGCAUACUUUUCACUGUUGUCCACGCUCAGUGACUACACCAUGUACUAUCUUGUGCUGAUGUUCAAAAACAUUCAAGUGCUCGAUCUAGAUAGCAAUGCGACCAUUACGGACACUUCGCUACAGUAUCUGUGCUGUUACUCGCAGGAACUCCGCAACUUAAACCUCCAGUGCUGUACCAAGCUGAUCGUACAGAUAUUUAAGUAUCUCUCCCCAAGUGAUCGUCGAUCGGCAUGUUUCGUUUGCAGCCGUUGGUACGAAGCGUCCAAGUACUGCCGCUUCGCUGAACAGAUGGUUCUGCAUCUGGUCGGUGUAGAUUUCGACGACUUCAAACCACCGGUCAUGAAUCUCAUCCUUGCCGAUCGAAAGUACCCACUGAUCAAGCUGUCUCGGGUGAAGCUAAACGUUCAAAGCAAGUUUUGGCUAAACUAUGGACAGUUUGUGCACGAGAUCACAUUCGAGAAGUGUAUGAUUUGGAGGGAGCGGGUGAUCUCGCUGUUCAAACAUAUGCCUAAUCUACGCGUGGCACGCUUUGUGGAGUGCGAUCUACUUAGAGACGAUCUGUUCCGCACAUGGAAAUUCUUCGACAAUGGUCUGUACACGAUCGAUUUCCCGUGCGUGGAGACACUCUCGCUAGCCAAGAACAACUUCAGCCAGCUACAGUUCGAAUCGAUGGUGGAGAUGAUGCCGAACCUAACACGGGUUGACUUUUCGAACUGCUUCCGGCAGGUGGAAACCGGUCGCAAAAUGUUCCUGCUUAGCUGCAUCCAGAAGUUCAUCGUGCGCAGACAGUACGUGUUACGAUCGGUUAAUGUAAGUGGCAUCCCGGUGGAUGAUAUCUUUCUACGAGGACUAGCAGAUGCUACGGGUUUGCUGCUGGACGAGCUAAGCCUUACCUAUCUGGAGAAGAUGCCUACACGCGAACCGGCCAUCAUCGAUCUAUUCCGAAGGCAGAUGAAUCUUCGCUUUCUGGACGUAACAGGCUCGACCGGGAUAACGGACUUCUGUCUGGAGCAGAUCGUACGACACAUAACUGGCUUACGGGUGCUUAUCAUGACCGGUUGCUGGGGCAUCUCGGACUACGGUAUCAAACAAAUCUUCCGCCUGCAGCACCUGGAAUCACUGAACCUUUCCAACUGCAUUCGAAUGUCGAAACAUGGCAUCAUGGAUGGGGCCGCAUUCAGUAAUAGGGCGAUCUUGAAGGAGCUCCAUCUGGAGCUGCUGGACACACUGGACGAGGAGUGUGUGGUGAAGAUUGGUGCCAACUUUCCCAACCUCACCGUGCUGAACAUCGGCGGCUCGUCGACCUGCAUGACCGACUGGUCAGCGCAGUACAUCUUCUGCAAUCUUGUUAAUCUGGAGCAUUUAAACAUUGAGCGUAGCACGAAGCUAACAGAUGCCGGUUUUACCGGGAUCGAUCUGCCCGAGAAAACGUUCUCUAUCUGGGACGUGGAGGAAACGUUCGCGAUCGAUCGUUUAAAGAAGCUGCGCGUACUGAAGGUAUCCGGUUGCUAUCGCAUGACAGAUUUUGCGCUACGUUAUGGAUUCCGAUUUACCGAGCUGAAGGAGCUUAGCUUAUCACGCUGUCACCAGAUUUCCGAGGUUGGAGUUGAACGAUUGGUAUCAACAUGCCCGGCACUCGAGUAUCUAGACCUUAGCGAGUGUCCCAACAUCAACGAUAACUGUGUGAAGAUGAUCGCUAUUCAGCUGAAACGCAUCAGUACACUAAAGUUAGCCAACUGUCCACUGCUGACGGAGAACAGUCUGGAGUACUUAGUGACUUUUUGCAAAAACCUAAAGUAUCUGUACGUGAGGGGAUGUUUCAAGUUGCCGCCGGACAUUGCGGAACGCUUAUCGAAAAUACCUACCAUGCGACAGGUUUACAAAUCAUAGAAAGAUUAUUUUUAAGCGUGUUAUUUUAAUAAAUAAGUAUUAAGUUAUGGAUAAUAAAACGAAGGUAAAUCUUUUAAAUAGUGAAA